CGGCGCUGCGGGAGGGGCGGGCUGAGGGGGGGCAGGAAGGGGUUUCUGCCUCUUUCCCGUAUUUAUUCCUUGCCCCUCCCUUGGUUUGGUGUGUUCCCCCUCGGGCGUCUCUGCGCGUGUGCGGCGGGGCCUGAGGCGGGGCCGAGGCCUCCCCGCUUCGCCUGCCCACCCUUUCGCCCGUGGGGGGCGGAGGGCGCCAGGCCCCGCUCCUUCCCCUCCGCGCGACGAGGGACUUGGUGUGGGAGGAAGAGGAGCCAUGGCUGACCGAGGCGCCUCGGCGCUCCCGGAGUCCGGCUGGUACCUGUCAGAUGAAGGAAUUGAAGCCUGCACAAAUUCAUCUGACAAAGUCAACAUAAACGACAUUAUUCUGAUUGCACUUAAUACAGAUUUAAGAGCUAUUGGGAAGAAGUUCCUCCCAAGUGACAUCAAUGGCGGAAAGGUGGAAAAGCUAGAAGGUCCAUGUGUUCUACAAGUCCAGAAAGUACGCAAUAUAGCUGCACCAAAGGAUAAUGAAGAAUCUCAGGCUGCUCCAAGAAUGCUGCGUUUGCAGAUGACUGAUGGACACACAAGCUGCACUGCAAUAGAAUAUAAUUAUAUGUCCAAAAUAAGUCUGAACACUCCUCCUGGAACGAAAAUUAAACUGCUGGGAAUUGUGGAAGUGAAAAAUGGCAUCCUCCUUCUGGAUGACAGCAACACAGUGAUUCUUGGCGGUGAAGUGGACCAUCUAAUAGAAAAGUGGGAGUUUCAAAGGAGCUUAUCGAAACACAACAGAAGUAACAUAGGAACGGAAGGUGGACCUCCUCCCUUUGUGCCUUUUGGGCAGAAGUGUGUAUCUCAGCUGCAAGUGGACAGCAGGGAGCUUGACCGGAGAAAAACUCUGCAAGUGACAAGCACAGCGAAACCUGUCGGGGACAAUGAUGAGUUUGAAAAACAGCGAACAGCUGCUAUUGCAGAAGUAGCGAAAAGCAAAGAGACUAAAACAUUUGGAGGAGGUGGCAGUACUAGAAGCAAUCUCAGUGUGAGUGCAGGAGGGAAUCGAAUCAGGGAAGUGUUCCAAAAAGAGAAGAUGAAGCCUGAGGGGAAAAAUGAAGGUGUCUAUCGAGAACUGGUUGAUGAAAAGGCUCUCAAACACAUAACAGAAAUGGGUUUCAGUAAGGAAGCAGCAAGGCAAGCGCUUAUGGAUAACAGCAACAACCUUGAAGCUGCAUUGAACAUCCUUCUAAACAGCAAUAAACAAAUGACUGUACAAGGGCCACCUCCUAGAGGGAAGGGGAAAGGCAGAGGCCGAAUACGACCUGAAGAUGAGGAAGAACUAGGAAAUGCCAGGCCAUCGGCUCCAAGCACACUGUUUGACUUCCUGGAGUCUAAAAUGGGUACUCUUGCAGUAGAAGAACCAAAGUUACAGACGCAUCAGGGGCAGCACAGAGUGAUGAAUACUGAGCAAAAUGGCGUAAAAGUCUAUAGUCAGCAAAGGCAUGUUCCUCGAAAUGACACUAGGCAGCCAAGGAAUGAGAAGCCACCUCGUUUUCAGCGAGACAGUCAAAAUUUGAGGCACGUCAUGGACGGGAGUGUAUUAAUGAGAACCAGAGCUUCCGAAAGGCAAAAUCCUUCGGGCCCUGAACAAUGGAUUGAAGAGAGAAAUAGGUGUGAUAGACUUUAUGCUCGAAAGGAUACUGCCUAUCCCACAGCUGUUCACCCUGGUGACUUUCAUUUCAAGCGGGACAUCCCAGCGCAAAGCAGACAAGGGAAAGUUGCAUCACCCAUGGAAAUGAAAGAGAAUUCUGCUGCUCAAGAUGCGCCUGACAACAAUAAUCAGAAACAGGGAAGUAGGGAAAACCAGAUACACCAUCCUGACAAUUUCUAUGAUAGGAAAACACUAAUGUUAACAAAUGAAACUUUAAGUGGCUUAAAAAAUGAGCAGCACUUUGGUAUGAACGUAGAUUAUCAAAACCCUGUUAGAACUGAUCGUUUUAGUUCUGUACCAAAUGGCGAUGUGGAACAUUUUCAGAAAGGAAGGAGAGUUGGACCUAUUAAACUGCCUGCGCCCAACAUGGCCACAACAUUUGAUGUAAAAAUGUACUAUGAUACUGGGCCCAAAAAGAGAUCUGGGCCCAUCAAACCAGAAAAAAUGGUGGAACCAUCUACUUCAAGAGAGUAUGGGAAAAGCUGGCAACCAGGGGAUGAAUGUUUUGCCCUUUACUGGGAAGAUAACAAGUUUUAUCGAGCAGAAAUUGAAGCUCUUCAUUCCUCUGGGACAACGGCAGUUGUUAAGUUCUGUGAUUAUGGAAACUAUGAAGAGGUGUUACUAAGCAACAUCAGACCCAUUCAAGCUGACACCUGGAACACUUCACUUCAACAUGUCUGCCAAGGCGCUCUUGUGCAUUGCAGAGGAUUCUCAAGCAAAUUUUUGGUUGCACACGAACUUCACAAGAGGCACUGGUUAGGCCUGAUGAGCUGAGUGUGCCUUAGAACAAAUACAGUGGUACCUCGGUUCCAGAAGUCUGUACUUAACCUGAAGCGUACUUAACCUGAAGCAAACUUUCCCAUUGAAAGUAAUGGAAAGUGGAUUAAUCUGUUCCAGACAGGUCCGCGGAGUACUCAACCUGAAGCGUACUUAACCCGAGUGUAAUUGGUUCUGGAAGUCCGUACUUAACCUGAAGUGAACUUUCCCAUUGAAAGUAAUGGAAAGGUGGAUUAAUCCGUUCCAGACAGGUCCGCGGAGUACUUAAACUGAAAAUACUCAAACCGAGGUGUACUUAAACCGAGGUAUGACUGUACACCAAACAUUUGAAAGUUAGUUAUGUUUCAUCCAGACAUUUGUUCUGUUGUCAGCCUUUUAGUCAUCAUAGAAAUCUGAAUAUUAAGUAAUACUACUGCAUAUCUGAAGUCUCUUUCCAAAUUCACACACUUUAGUUUUAGCUUAUUGGUAGUAUGCUGGCAACCACCAGUAAAAUAAGACAGUGAAUUGGCAUGAAUGCUCUAGGUAAGGGCACAUAGCCUUGUCCACAUGAGCAAAGCUGUACUCUAUGUAUAUAAGGAUAAGUGCUUCUGUAUCCAUCCCACAAAGGUGACCAAUCUGAGAGUGACUUCUCUUAUCAGGGUAUCUGGACCAUCUGUGUUACACUAGAGAGGGAGGGGUAAGGAGAAUUUUGCUACCCACAAGGUGAAGAUUAUGUGUUGUAAGAUGAUCAUCUGUAAGGCUCCUAUUUGUAAUAGGAAGAAAGUGAAACAUUGGAAAACAGUGCAUAUGCAAUUGCUGUGUGCUGGUUAGCAGGAACACAGUGCCCAACCUUUGUGUUGUGUUUUGAAUCUCUCUCUCACACACACAGGAAAAUCACUCUCCAUGCCAUGAACUCAAAUUGGGUUAGAAACCUUGUUAUCAAAUAAGUAGUGAGCUGUUAUAGGGGCCUAUACUGCUGUUUACAUGCUGCUCUUGAAGUUUCUUAACAAGUGCUACAUGUCAGUUUAGAGGUGGAUGGGGAAAAGGCUUUUAGCAUAAACUAAUAAAACUUUCUUUGAUUUAAAUGUACUUCCUGUAUUAGCAGUGAAAUGUGAUUCUUGCCUUCAUUUACAAGUAGUUUCCAUAGUAGCUCUGAAAAGUGACUUUGAAACAGUUCUAAAAACCCGUUUUCUGUUGAUUUUACUGCAAUGAAACUAGUGCCAUGGGUGAAAACCAUACAAAGUGACAGAAGGGUAUAUAUGAUUUUUGAAUAAUAAAAACUUACUUCUACUCACUAGGAACGGUUGACAUAAAAAUGUGUGUUCAUUUGGGAUGCUGAUCUGCUGGCUGGUCAACACACCACCUAUAUUUGAUUGAAGUCAAAUAUUCCACGAAGUCAAAAAUAUUAUUGGGUAAACAGUAGCCAGUCUCUUUUUGAUCAUGAUAUCAUCCAGUAGCCUUGGUAGGAGAGGGAGGCCCAUUUCUCCUCAAUGCUGCUGGAGACAGGAUUAAUUUUUCUCACAUGCAUGCAUGCAUACACUAUAUAUUAGGAGCAGACUUCUUUACCUUACAACUCCACAAAACAGCAUAUUUCUUUCCAGUUAAGCCAUUUGGUCUGGCUUUUUCUAUCCAUGUGCUGUAACUUUGUGGAAUUUGUGGAAAGGCUUCAGAUAAUUAAAAUAGGAUUGUCUGUCUUUUCAGAAGUCUUAAUAGCAAUAAUCAUAAAUGAUAAGCAGCAGUUAUUGGUGAAAUCAUCUGGUUUGAUGAAGUCAGAUGCACUCCUGUGCCAUUCAGGGAUGACUUUAUGGAUUAUGUGACAUCAGUUCAUUAGUUUUAUAUGGGCCAGUUCCUGUGUUAUGUCUUGUGAAGUGCUGCUUGUACAUCUUAGCAUUUAUAACUUUGAAGUGAAUAGCUGAAUGGAAGCAGCACUCACACAGCAUUCUGAAAGAGAUUAGCAUGGCUGCAGCUCAUCUGUUGGUCUGUCACAGAGGUGGGGAACUAGAUCUGGCCAGUGGGCUGAAUCCAUAUAGACCCCAUGGACCAAGUUUAUCACAAUGACAUACAGUGACCUAUUUUUGCUUGUGCAGAUAAUCAUCAGAUUAUCAUGGAUGGCAGAGCUCUACACCCAGUGCUUUGUAACCCCUGAUGAUCAACUGAUUGGCAGUGUAGCCAUGCCUUUAUCUGCCCCACACCUGAUGUUAUAUGUGAUGCCAGGUGCAGAGUUUAUGGGCAUGGUUUGGUCAUGGCUUGGAGCCAGUUAAGCCUCAGGCUGGAGAUUCUCCACCCCAGUCUAUCAUGUGCUUCUUUCAUAGUGGAAGGAGUCCUUGGGACUCAGAUACACCAUUUUUUAUGUGUAUGCUUGAAAGUGUAUAGUGUGGAACCAAAACAACAACAACAACAACAUUUGUGAGUGAAGAUAUAUAGCUACACUUGUCAGAAAUAUGUGAUUUGCUGUGGCUUUUUGUUUAAUUUGCACUUGAUGAAAAUCCCUAUGUGUGCUCUUAUGUGAUGUGUUAAAUGACCUUCUGAAUGUAACUGGGGCAGAGAUGCAUUGAAACCACAUCAGUGGUGGUAAAACAACCACCACUUACAUUCAGCUAAGACAUCCCAUUAGUGCAAGGGUGUUAGCCUGCGCGCAGUGGGACUUCACUUCUUGUGUCUCUCCUAUCUGCUGUAGAAUGUUGGCAGAACCCUCAGAACAAACUGUGGAGGGGAGGGAAGACAUUUUGGGACAGGAGAGGAAGUCCCAUUCUGCAGGCAGAAGUUAUUGCAUUAGUGGGACAACAUUGUCAGAUACAACCCUUGUUUUUUUAUUGCUGCAUCUGAAAUGGAGGCUUAGGGGAAGGCUGGAAGAGAACACGACAAGGACAUAACAUGACAAUUAUCAAAAAUUAAGGGCAAACUAUGGAACCAACAAUCUGGAUUUUUGCACUGAAUAGUCUUUGAAUUCUGCCAAGCCAGUAUUUUGUAAGCAGGCAGGCUUGGGUAAAUUAUGGGAAUAUGCAGGAUUUUGGACACUUAGAAAAGUAAAAUUUCCAUCAACUUCAGUGUCACAGAGGAAUGAAAUGUUCCCUCUCCCAUUUGGGUGGGCGGGUGGAUAGAAUGAAAGAUAAAUUUUGGGAGAAAGUAGAAUAUUUACUAUGCUUUUUAUCAUUUCCUUGUGAGUUUCUACUUCUACGAUUUGAGAGAGUUUCCAGGACCUACAGUUGGCAAUGAGGAACCGCUGCCAAAUGCCCCAAUUAGACCCACCAGGCCAUGUUGACAUAGCCACAGUUGCCUGCUAUUCAUCUGCUUACAAUACAUCAGGAAUGGAACAGUUAAAGUCAUGGUUGCAAAGGAACAAUCAGAAGCCUUAGAGUGGUUCUCGGUUGUUUUGUUGCAGCCCUGGCUGCAGUUUACAUUUGGCAUUGAAUGCAACCCUGCUUCUUUAGGGUACAACCACAGCUGCCUUAUAAAAGUUGAUUGAUAGUUGGACAGCCCCACCCACCUGUCAAACGUGGAGGGCUGCAUUUUGAUCUGGCCCAUCCAAUGGAAGUGGUUCCCCUACCCUAUGGAAUUGUAAGGGUCUUUGUUGUUGGCAUCUGUCUGUCUCAAGAGGCAAUGAAGUGCAGCACGGAAGUGACAUCCCUGGGGCACAAGCCUGGGCAGUGUGUAAGGAGGUCCUGGGCUGCCCAGACAGGAUCCCGCCCCCUUCAGCCUCACUGAUGUGGCCUAGAGGAAAGUGGAGCAAUACUGUAUGUUUGGCACCAGCUUGGUAGACUGUAAGUCUAGAAAUUACGCUGCAGUUGACUGCAGCUGAGCCACAUCUAUUUUUAAAAUCAAAACAGAUGGGGCGAGAACUGGUCUGAAGGUGAGCUUAAGGUGUUCUGCAAGCAGCUCCACAGACCUAAUCCCAUGCUGUCUAGAGGCUUAGCACAGGAAUUUUACCAUUGGGGGGGUGGGACAACACUGUAAGGUUUUGUUGGUGCUCACUUGCCAUCUCUAAACUUAGAGUGAUAAAGAGAGAAACAGUUUUCCUUAGCUUUGCACAUAAAGUGAUACUGUUAGGAAAAUACUUGAGAAUUAAAAAUUAGUAAUUUAAAGGAUUUCCAGUAUUGGAGAUGGAGCAAGCAGCAGCUGCACUGAAGGUAGUCAGGCCUAUUUCAGUUUUGCCAGUUGAGAAUAUAGUAAAAAAAUAGAGUUGAAAUAAAAGGCCUUAAUACCAUCUUGGCUUGGGAACAGGCUCCCUUCAUGCCCCAGAAACAGAAGAAAUGAAACCUGUUAACUGGAGGCAACAGUGAUCUAGCCACAUACACCAUAAGCACUUUUUCCCCCCACAGAGGGUUGAAAUUACUUUGGAAAAGUCUGUUCCCUGGCCUCAACUGAUCACAUUAUUAAGGACCAUUAGUACAUCCAGACACUUGAGUUAGCUUGAUGAUACUGAAGUACUCAGCAGUGUAUCAUCAUUAUAAAAUUCCACAGUAACUAAACAGAGUUAGCCACAAGAAACUCAGGUCAUUUUAAAAACUAAAAGUACAACCCUCAAGUUUCUCUCUCAGAGUAUUUCUGAAAGAUCAAUAGCUUCUGAUUCUGGACUUGCAUUUUUAUCUUCAUGAACCUAAGGAAAGUGAAUAUUUACUGAGGCUGAAAAAAGCUUUUUGUUAUGCAUGUUAGCUUGUUUUUUCUUUUAAAAUGGUAUGCAUAUUUUGAAACAGCUAUUUGUUUCGUGUGACAAUAGGAAUAUGAAGGUUGACAAGAUUUGAAUUUAACACCACUAGAGUAAAUGGAAUAGAUUGCCUUAUACCGUGUUUCCCCUUUUUUAAGACGUAGUCAUUAUAUAAGCCAUAGCAGGAUUUCUAAGCAAUUGCGCGAUACAAGCCAUACCCCGAAAAUAAGACAUACUGAUAGACCCUUCACCCACUAGCAAUAACCCCCCUCCUGCCAGCCAACUCCCCCCUUAAAAAUCUCUCCCCAUUUUGCUGUCGCUCCACAGACACGUAUUUCCUUUAAAAGCUUGUAAAAAUGCACCGAACAGCCGUAGCUGCUGGCUGCCGAAGCCUUGUGAUUUCCCUUCCCCGUUUCUGAGAGCAUUUUUUUAAAUAAAAAGAUCCAAAAAUAAUUUUUUUAGCCAAGCUGUGUAAGCUCUACUUGGUGAAGGGGAGAAAAGUGGGGUGGGGAGGAGAUGAAGGCACGAGGAAGAAAAGAGGGGCGAUUGAAGAAUGCAAAGGCUGUUUUCCCUUUUAGGGAGAGACCUCCGUGCGCGCGUCUGUCUCUCUCCCCCCCCCUGCGUGUCUCUCUCUCUCUCUCUCUCUCUCUCUCUCUCUCUCUCUCUCUCUCUCUCUCUCUCUCUCACACACACACACACACACACACACACAGCCCACCUCUCGCUUCCCCCCACCUUUCCCUAAAUUCCCUUCCAUUCAAUGCACGUUGAUUUCCUCUUAACGGGAAUCUCCCGUGUCUGAUUGUUGUCUCAUUGCUUUUACCGGGCAUAAAGCAGCCUUUUAAAAAUCCUGCUGCAGUUUUCUUUCUACCUUAUGCUGCUUGGUUGUCUGUGGAGCUGCCCCUUUAAGGAUUUGUAAGUAGUCUGGAUCGCAGUCCUUGCCUUGGGGACUUUUAUUUAUUUAUUAAGGACUUUUUCCUUCGCUGUUUGCGAGCUGCUAAAAGGAGCUGCUAAACGCUGCUUUACACAAAAGUUAAACUGCCGGUCCUAACAACACGUGCUUCCUCACCUCGCUGGCUCAAUUGCUUCUCAAUUGCUACCAUUUACCAAGUCAGCAAUCUUAAUUGCUGCUUAGCUGGCUUCUUUGUUCUCAGCAGGUAGCUUCUUUGCUAUCAGUGAUAGCACUGCAAAGUGCUAUGUUGUUGGAACUUCAGACAGUCUUGCAGUCUUGGGCAGCUGGCUGGUAGAGAUCCUUACUUGCUUUAGGUAUAGGCUACUGCUAGGACUGUAUCACACAGAUAGAUUCCAUUAUACUGGUUUAGAUUUAAGAAGCUCCAGUGUAGCAGAUUGCUAUUAAGUGAGUCCCCACCUUGGAGGAGAGAGAGAGCAGCCCUUCGCGAACAUCCCAGGGCCGGGGAGAGAGGGCUGCACCAGGGACGCACACACCUCCCUUCCCUCAGACUCGUAAUAAAAAUACCGGUACCAGUAAGACAUCCCACCAAAAAUAAGCCACCCUGUGGUUUUUUGAGAAAAAAAAGUAAUAAGACGGUGUCUUAAAAAGGGGGAAACACGGUAGAUUGUCUUAAAUGGUGACUAGAAAACAUUUUGGGGGCAUAAUCAGCAAUUAAUAGUAUUUUUUUAAAAAAAACACACCUUUGCUUCCUUUAAAAAUUAGAAAGCAUUUCAUCACAUAUUUUUUUCAAUGUUUACCCAGAUUUACCAACCACAUACUCCUAAUGCACAAAACACACGUGCAGUACAUGUUGUGCAUGAACACAUAUUCUAUAUAUUUUUCUGGGCUUUCUCUACUAGGCAGCAGUUGGGGGUGAGAGAUGUAGCAGUGCAGCAUAUAAAUAAAGGAAUUUGAACAAAAUAUCUCAUUAUUUUCCGUAUUUGUGCUUCACUUCAUCCCACAACACUCCCCAGUACAAAGACAUAUUAUCCAAUGUUAUAUAGGCUGGCUGUUGGGACCUGACACAUUGAUUCAAAAAGGGUUCAUUUUUUUCAGGUGGAAGGUAUUCCAUUCUGAAAGCUGUUUAAUUUUGGAGUCUGUUAUGAGCAUAGACUCCCAAUCUUGUCAAAUAACACUUGGUAUAGGCAUAUGCUGUGAACACCCUGAAGUCAGAAUUAGUCUAGCAAGCAAAACAAGAUGGUUUAUUUGAUUGAAUUCCUUUAAGUAUAAAUUAUACAUCCUUUCUAGCUUUCAGUUCUGUUUUCUUUUCAGAGAGAUCUAAAAAAAUUCAGUAACUUUAUGCUUUUGAAAGCAUACUUGUUUUAAUCUAAGACAAUGGGAGAAGAGUUUAUUGAAUUUUGAAUUGGAGCCUUUUCUAACUUGUUGACUACAUAAUAACUGAACCACAUUUGGAUGUCAGGCUGAACUGUGUUUUAGCAUGUGGUGAAUAGUCCUAGAUUUAUCCAGCGUUUGCACUCUUCUCUCCUAUCAUCCCAUACAUUCAAGAGGAGAAAUUCUGAAACUUCCGAAACAAAAACCGAAAGCAGGAGCUUUCAAACAAAUCUCAGCCUUGUAGGAAGGAGAAGGGAAGGCAAGAGGAGCAGGUUGACUUAGGAGGAGGCUAAGCCCUUUCACAGUGUGUUAAACUCUGGUUUAGCAUGACAUUCAAAUGCAGCCCAGUAUCUUGGCGACUUGAUAUUAUUCAGGUCAAAAGAACUGUUGUGGAGAAAAAUAUUGUUCCCUGCGUGGGGCAUAGGAAUGGCCAGUGAAAACCAUGUUGCAUGUUGCAAGUGUGUGAGAGGAGUAUGAGGCAGCAUUCAUAUUUGUGCUGAAAUGUGACAAUUUAUUGGUAUUAUGGGUAUGUGGGCAGCAGUACAUUACUUUUGCAAAAACAAUACUUAAACCCCUAAAUGUUUUGUCAAAGUGAACAAAUUGUUUUGGAAAAACAAAUUGUUUUGGCACUUACGAACUGUGCCAGAUGAACAAUAGUUGGAUUUCUAACCAAUCACUUGCAAACAAUUGUUAUCCUUUCUUCAUGAGAGCCUUGAUAUUUCAUAUUCUCAUUCUGACUGCUAGAAUGAUUUAAAUAUGAAAACGUCAUGUUUCAGAGCCAAUAGAAUAAUUGAAAUGUUAAUGGACAUGACCUCCAACCCCUGCCAGAAGAAUUCAUUAGGCUCCAAACCUAUCUUUGAAAAAACGGUUCUCAAAUCAGUCUUCAUUAGUUUGCUCUAGUGAGCAUAUGGAUAGUGAGCAAAGACCAGAACCACACCAAAAAGAAAAACAACUGACAAGUGGCAAAAAUUUGGAAAUAUUCAUUGCAAACAUGAUGCAAAGUAAACACUAAAUUAAAUAGAUAAUGAAUGCAAUAUAAUAGAUGAAACAAUUUCAGUGGGGCUACUACAAACAUUAAAUAGGGGAAAAUAUAUAGCUAGUUGCAUGAACUGCUUAAGUUAAGAUUAAAAUGACAUGUAGGAGAUAGAUGUAAAGACUCUGUGGAACAAUGAGUAAAUAAAUUAUUGGAAAUUGAGAAAAUAUUAAUCAAAACAUCCUUAUCUAAUAGACUUUCUUGGGUGAGGUCUACUGUUUUACAUUAGAAGAUUCCUGAGCAAAUGUAGUCCCCGAGGAUCAGUAAGAAUUAAAAAGGAAACAGAAAAAAAGGGAAAAAACUGAAGAAAACUAGCCUCUUUGAGACCUGACCUGGAAGGAGUCCAGGUCUCCUCAUAGCAAACAAACAAGUGUGCCCAAUAAAAGCAUAGAUUGAUUCUUCAUUUCUCCAAAAAAACCAAACCACUGUUCCUGCCUUCAUAGAAGGUGGGUUUGGAGAGGAAAAUGUCACUGGAGGAAAAUCCCAUGUGAACUAGAAUUUGUAAGAUAAAGGCCAAGAGAGAGAAGAAGGCCCUUCCCCUAAAAUAAAAAAAAUCGUUUUAAAUCUGGUUCUCAUUGGUUACAUCCUCAAAUAAUUUUAUUCAUUAAAAAUUAAUCCUCCAUCAAUCUGUGACUUACACCAAGAUUUUGAGUCUUUUUUGUUCCUCCUCUUUUAAUUACCCAAAGAAAGGCUUCAAUUUUUAAACAGGAAAAUGAUGUUGUUUUUAAAAAGGAAAAACAAUCUACUAAUGUAACAUACAUACUUUGACAUCAAUGUCUUGGAAACUUGGAAAACCCAAUCUUACAGCACUAAAACAACAAAGGAAGAGCAAGAAGAGCAGAUUUUUUAAAAUUUAAAAUGCCUCAUUGCAGCAGGAAACGGCAUCUCUUCCUUCAUUUACUUCCUCUUCUAAUUUUCUCUGUAAAUUUGUGUUAUUUUAUUUUGGUCCAUUCUGCACUGAUUGACACCUUCGCUGCCCUCCAGCAGAGCCUAUGAUCUGGUUAUGUUUGCUUUUGGUAGCAUUCCACCCCCCACCCCCCCACUGAUGGGCAUGAAUGUCUUGUUGAGGGACAUAGAAUGGACAUACAUGUAUCCAACCAUUGCCAGCAUUUCCACCAGGCACACCAAAACCACUCAUGCCACCUACCAAGUGACAUUGUGAGAGCAAGCCUCCUUGGUGCUUGAUACUGACGCCAAGAUUUCCAACCAUCACAAACUUUGGCUUUUCUCUACUUUGGUUCCAUUCAUUUUGUUGUUGACAGCAGACUGUCUUUUCAGACUAAGAGGUCACUGGAACAACUAGUUUCCUCUGAUAUGGCUACAACACCACACCUUAGGGACUUGACCCACUCUCAAAUUUGAGCAUGGCAGUUACUACUUCAGUACUGAUGGUGGGUGUGGAAAAUACCACACAUUUGGUUCCUCAACAUCAAAUGGGGUCUUGACCUGGUUCAUCAGCAGUAGAAAUCCAAAGCUACUGUUCUGGUGCUUCAGAACCUAAGAAAGAAGAUAAAGGGAUAAGUUUGCAUCUCAGGAAUAUUUCUAUCUAAGUCUAUGCAUGAACCCCAAAUUUCAUUUUCCUCUCAGCCAGUCCUAGAUAGGCUAAGUCUGAUCUGGCCUUGUUUGGUCCCCAGUCAUAUACAUGUUGCAUUAUAAGGACUCAGUUGAAGUCUAGGUCAUCAGGUUGAUGUACGAAAGGGGGAUCAGGGAUUAUAUAACCCCCAGACAGAACGAUACUCUCUUGUCAUUCUGACUCUCUUGUAUUUGAGAUUGGUGUUUGCUCUCUCUUUGGCAUAGUUGUAUACCACAUUUUGCUUGUAGCUUUCUGGGAUCAAACAUCCAGAGACUAUUUACAGUCACUAUAAUACUUGAGAAAGUAUCUGUGGGAUCCCAUAAUCAAGAAGUCCCAUUGGUAUCAGUACUUUUGCUCCCUGCCAUACCAUUAACACUGCAGCUCAUCAGUGGAUUUUUGUAGAUACAUCCAAGGCAUGAACCAUUUUUUUGUCAGGGAUGGGGACACUUAGCACCAUAAUAUCAUUACAGGAGCAGAUAUCCUUUGGGCCACAGGGAGUUAAUAUAAAUCUUUCAAUACGAGAUCUGUUGUCUGACAAAUCUAUGCCUCCCAACAUAGGGUGGAUUGUAGGCCAUGGCAGGUGCUGUUGCCCUCUGCUUGUAUACUUUGCUAAACUAAGUGCGGCAUAACCAGGAUGCCUGAUCCCACACUGAAGGCCUGCCUUUCAGUGGGAAGGGACUCAUCAGUUCUAAAACUAAUGACAUUCUGUACCGAAUUGCCAUACCUAGGCCCACAGUGUUCCAUUUGCCCUUGUCAUGGAGGUUUCUCCAGAUGUCCUGCAUCUCAAUCAACAGAGGCACAUUUCUCCUGUUAGUAAUCUUCACUUUGAUCCAAGAGGUUGUUCCCAUCUGUGAAGUUCAGUUAUCUAACCAUCCCAGGGCAGCAGAUAUCCCAGUCAUCUGUUUUGACUUGUGACAUGUCAUAGUUGGAAGCUAUAACCACCAGUGUUUAGGACCAGACUCUGGCACGUCUGCUUGGUGUGGCAUACUGUCACCAUCGUUCACAUUCAAUAUUUAGUUGCGUUUUUCUUGCCUCCUGGAGAUGACAUUUCCUGUUCAAAACCUUUGUCUCCUCUUAAGAGAGAUGGAUCAGAACCCUCCUCUGAAAGGAGACAGACACUUCAAGGCUUCUGUUCAAAGUGUUUCACUAUCCUGAGAAAGGUAGAUGCCUCUAGACAGUUGUAGACCUUCUUGACAUAAUUCCUUCAUGAGACCAAGGAAAUUCAGGAUUGCCAGCAUCCUUCCAUUCGUUUAUGUUGGGAAUUUGUUUGUACCCAUAGACUUGAAUAUAUGUACAGCCACAUAGUGAUCUGACACAAACAUCACACCCUACACUUUGCUCAGGAAGACCAUUGCUUCCAACUCCUCCCAUUUCUACUGGCCAUGGCCCCCAGAGUACUCAUAGAAUGUGUGACUUCUUCCCGCAUGCUAUUUAGAUGGUUCUGCACAUCUGGCUUCUAGCAUACCUCAAAACCUUAUUGUAUUGGCUACCAGUGUAGUUGCUGGACCUGCUCCCACAGGCAGCUGCCAAAGUGCCUAGGAUCAGUGACUUCAACCGUGUCACCUCUUCAUCUGUUUGAAGAGGCACCUUCUUUAGCACUGGCUCCUGGAUGUGUUCCAGCAGGGGGUGGACUCCCAUGCCAAGUGUCUUCUUCCACCUUUGGGAGUUCAGUGCUCAUUGUGCUGAAUGCAGAUGAUCGCCUUGUACUGCUCUUUCACCCCUCAGUCCUUGAUUGCUGUCGUUGCUGCAAACACUCACUUUUGUGUGGGUUGGGGGCACAUUGUGGGACUUAUGGUCAAGGCUAUGUGUUCCUGAGUAGAAUCAAGGCUUCUCAUACAUUCCCCUGAACUGCUGGCCAUCACCAGAGUCAGCAGGUUCUCCUCUUGGAGUCAUACCAUCCAAGUGGCCUCUGACAGUGUUCUACACAAACAAGCAAACUGGCACUGGUUUAAGGAUUCCCCUGCCCUUACACUGGAGUUGAGGAACUGGUGUGUACCUAAUGUCAUUCCUGUGGUGAUUCAUAUUGAUGUGAAAGAAACUGACCCAGCAGACCACCUGAACCACACUUCAUUACUCUGGCAGGUGGACCCUUGUGCUUUCCACUACCUAUUCCAUUACUAGGAGAUGCUGUAAGUAGAGGUUUUUGCCACCUUCACCAACAGGUAGUGCUGAUAGUUCUGCAGCCAGAAGGACAUGUACAGGAGACGUCUGGUGGUGUUCCUCUUGAAUAACUAGUGAUGGGUCAACAAAUUAUCGCUUGCCUUAAGAACCACCUUUCUACUAAUCAGCUGUAACAUAUAGCCACAUCAUGAUAGUGCGACAAUAUUUAUACAAUUACCAGCACAGAUAUUACCUGAUGGCAGUUACUUAACUCAGUUUGUGAUUUAGGGGUGGGUAACCUUUCUUCUGUCUUGGUGCUAGGGACCGUACUCAAGUGGUAGUCUUGACCAAGACAAAGGUAGGUGUGGCUGUUCAGCUGUUCCCAAUCACAAGGGCAGCAAUGGGACAGAAUGAGAUCUCCAGGGCCUCCUAGUUUUCCUUUGAGAUCCACAGCUUCAUGGUGUUCCAGGAACCUUGAGGUAGUAGAUCCCAGCAUAUCCGGCUCCCCUCACCUUUUGUGACAGAAACGGCAAGGGAUGCAGAACCCCCACUGGGAACAAUCACUUGAAGGUGCUCUGGAUACCUUCCCUUGUCCUUGUCCUUUGCCUUUCCCAAGUAGUUUCAAGCCCCUAGGAGAGCAGUGGUCCAAAACAUCCCGUUUGGACCUAUUGAGGAGGCUGGUUCUGGCCCAUUGGCUGCUGGCUCCCUGGGGCUUAAUUCUGACUAAACAGCAAGAAUCUUAAUGUGAUUGUGUUGCCAGUUACAUAGAUUGAUGAGCAUAUGAAUCAUUCAUGUGAUUUAUUUGACAGCUGGUAUUAAUUCCACAGUUUUUGACAUCCCCCCACCCUUUCAACUAUUUAGGAUUUUUAUUCCAUUAAACUAAAAAGAAUUAUGGCACAACUGCAGUUGUUUCUAUACUUAACUUGGGGGUAAGCUCCUUUGAGCUCUGUGCUGCUUCUGAACAUGUAGGUUAACUAGCAAAACAUAUUGAGCUUUAAAAAGCCUACUGAAAUGCAACCUUUCGUUUUUAAUUAGAAAUGGAAACAAUCUGACAAAGAAUUGUUAGCAUUUACACUGUUAGCCUGAACUUCCCCAGUUAGGAGAAACCCUUCUCAGUUCUCUGGUAGGCUGCAAAGGUUGCAGACUGAAAAAGGAUGAAGCUCCACCUAUUCACUCUCCAAGUUUGUUGUUAAUCAGAGUUCUCUGCAUUCUCCAUUCAAUCUGUGCUGGUAAAACAACUGAACAAGUGAUCUCCUACAGAAAGACUGACUGUGCUUCCUCAAACUCAACACUUUUUGAAUCUGAGCUAAUCCGCCACGAACAAGCCAGUUGUGGGAGGCCAUGGCCAUAAUUACCCAGGCAAUUAUGGCCCUCUUCUUAGAACAGCCUAGUCCAGUAUGAGCUUCCUCUUUUCAUCUGCAAUGAGAGCCCCAAGAAUGUAGCUGUGAACUGGCAUAGAACUUUGGUGGUCAGUGUGGUAAGAAACUUUUCACUCACUAGAUGGACAUGGUAUGUGCCACAAAAUGGUCUAGCUGCCACUGUGCCAGAAACUUACCUGCUUCACUGGACAACGUAGAUUUGGGAAAAGGUUUGGGGCACAUCAACAGAGUUUCAAGGGCUCGUCAUACAGCUCUUCAGAGUCUUAGGCAGCUUUCGCACUUCCUGCUUUCCGGCCCUUAAAAAAGCCACAGCAAAUGGCAUUUUAUCACUUGCCUAUCGUGGCUUCCCAGUACGGAUUUAGAUAAUUAUCGUGGGCUUGAUAUUAAAACCAAAAUGGUAACCUUUGUGGUUUGUGUUACUGUGUUUUGCCAAAUAGCCAACACCUUGAACUAUUGUGCAGCUUAGUUUACUUUGGUGUAUCAAUCAACAAACAUCUGCCAAGAAAGCUGUACUUACCCCACAUACCUAAUGCUUGUCUGCUUGGACAAGCAGUUAAGGUGACCAAUAGAAAUUGUGAUGCCACUUUGCAAACCAGGCAGAUUCCAAGACCAUCACAAAAACAGUAGGCAACAUCUGAGAUGACAAAAAUCCACACUGGUUAAAUAGUUUUGUGGUGAAUUAAACCAGGCAUCCCCAAACUGCGGCCCUCCAGAUGUUUUGGCCUACAACUCUCAUGAUCCGUAGCUAACAGGACCAGUGGUCAGGGAAGAUGGGAAUCGUAGUCCCAAACAUCUGGAGGGCCGAAGCGGGGAUGCCUGAAUUAAACACUUGAGAUUGUAGUGCUGCUCCUCAUGGGCCUAGAGCACCAUGCAAGAUACAAGAGACCUGCCCCAGUCAUUCCGAUGUGAGGAAACCAAGUUUUUCUGCUCAAGCUAAUGUCUCAUCUGAUUUACAAAGGCAGGCUGAAAUCUGUGUCCUAAGCUCAUUCUUAACCAUUGUCUUGGCAAAGCAUUCACAUGGUUUAAUAGCAACUGUGGGGAAUACACUUUUGCUGCUGAUGGUCUUUGGUGGAUGCUGAGAGGGCAUUUGACAAGUUCACUCAGGGCUACUUUAUUUGAAGCACAUCCGGUCAUAAACAACUUGAAUAACAGUACUAUCUGAAGAAGUGUGCAUGCACAUGAGAGCUCAUACCAAUGACAAACUUAGUUGGUCUCUAAGGUGCUACUGGAAGGAUUUUUUAAAAUUUUGUUUCGACUACAGCAGACCAACACAGCUACCUACCUGUAACUAGUACUAUGUUUGGUCAGAAAUGAGGUAUGACAGCAGACCAGCUCCACUGCCAACCCCCACUUGAUUUAGCAUGGUCCCCAAAUCUCUUGUUAACCUUAUCUGAGAGUGCAGCACAUCAAAUUCCCUUUCAAAUAUCUGAAGUGAGGUGCGGGGCAACACCUAUGCCAGGGCUGGGGAACGUCUGGGUUGUGGGCCUAAUCGGGUCUGCUAACCAGUUCCGUGAAACCGCACAUACCUGCCCAACACCUCCCAUCAUAUGUGAUGUCAGAUAUGGGACAGAUAGGGACAUAUCGUGUGCACCUGGGGGUUUAUGGGCAGUGCAGGCUUGCUGUCACCCUUGUAGUGAGAGCAAAGGCACCAGCACCAGCUGCAUUAGAGAGUCCCCCAUAGGGAAUUCAUAGCACAGCUAUGCCUUGCCAAACCAGGACUUGAGCUUCAAGCCUUGCUUGGCUUUCCCUUUGUAGCUCAGUUUGCUCUGCUGCAGAGGAAUGUCAGGGUGCUCUCCCACAGGCCAAAUGCAGUUCCACACCCAAUCAUAGCCAAAAGGUUCGAACCACUUGGGAAACCAUGUAGACUAAAACAUACACAUGUGCUUUAAGCACAGCAAGAAAAGGAUAGAGCUGCAUUUUAAUCUGCAUUUAGAAUAAUGGGAAGCCUUAUUCUAGCAACGAUGUGCUAGCUCUUUAGGUCACUUACUAAUUUCCUCCUCUUUUUGUUUUUGUUUUUAAUCUUUCUGACAGGAGGUUGUACUAUAAUUCAAAAUAAGAGGUGGGGAAGCAGAUGGGAGGCCAAAAAUUCAAGUUUAAAUUUAAAUUCAUGCUCAGUGGUGAUAGCUAAUGCAGUUGUUAUAUGUAACAUCUGUUGAAAGAGCUGCUGACACUUUAAAAAGGUAUCAGAAGUUUAAAGGUGAGAAAUCUUCUACUUAAUAUGUUCCCCCCCUUUAUACUAGGAGAACUGAACUGGCUUUGAAAUAAAAAUAGGACCAGGUGUUCCUAUUUUCCCCCAUGCUGUUCAAUCCUUGUUCCAUUUAUCCCUGCUAGUUCUUUCUAUAAAUGAUGUGAACAAGACGUCUCUCUAAUAUUAUAGGAAAACAUGUGAGCUUGUACAAAAAAACACUGAUAGAAAUGCCUACUGCACCUUUUCCCCCUUACAAUCUUAACCUUCACCUAGUGCUGCUGGAGUGAGAAAUUUGCACAGAUUGUGAAAAGGAAACACAAACAGUAUUCUGGACCAGACUUCAGUUGACUUGUGAUACCUCAAUCUAAUACACUGUCUAUGUCAGUGGUUCCCAACAGGUGGUCCAGGGACCCCCAGGGGUCCGCGAGCUAUGCCAGAGGGGUCCGCAAGAUGCUAUUAGAAUAAAAUAUAUAUUAAAUAUAUUUCGUAUAACAGAUUUUUUGUUUUGGUCGCUUCCUGCAUGAGCAGAGUCUAGCGCAAAACUAGAAUUAGAUAGAGGCAGUAGUUCGGCUGUAUGCCAUUAGGUGGCGCUUUACAAACACUACUGUUUUGCAAAGAGGCAGCGCGCGCAUUCUACUAACGCUCACCUCCCCAAGAUGCUUUGCGCGCGUCGGCUUCAUUUGUGUGCUACUGCGCAAGUACCCUGUCUUCUCCAUUCCCCUCCCUCCUCCCUGGCGCGCGCUGCCUCUUUGCAAAACAGUAGUGUUUGUAAACAAAGCAAGCAUUUUCUUCCAUGUGUUUCAUGAAAAACAAAUAUAGGAAUCGGCUCGACAUGCGGUUGGAUUUCAGAGUGAAAGUUUCAAGUUUGGAACCUAAUAUUUCAGAAAUAAUGGACUCAAAGGACAGAUUUAACUUAUCUCAUUAAGAACUGAAAAUUAAAACUAACUGUAUACUGAUGGAGUACUCUGUUGUAACUGUAAAAAACGUAUAAAUAUAAAAUAUAAAAAGACUCUUAAUUUGGCUCUCACUUUUUAAUUUUAGGAUUAGGAAUUAAUGGGGGUCCUUGUCACAAUAGCAGCUCGAUGAGGGGUCCUCAAGAAAAUUUUGUUGGGAACCCCUGGUCUAUGUCACAGGUGGGGAAACAAGAUCCAACCAGGAGACCACAUCCUGAGCUCCACCAAUUCCCACCCCCAUUUUGUGUCAAUCUCUUGAGGCACUGUGACCUUUGGCUGAUUGGCACUUACAGCAAGCCCUGCUUUGGGCAAGGAUCAGAUGCUCUACAGAGUUCCCAGCAGGGCUUGACAAGAGGCUGUGCUGUCAGCACCAUAUCCUUGUCUACCUGCUGGGAGCAAGGCUGCAGCAGGGAGUUGACAACUCGGAAGUCUGUAGUGCAGCUAAUCCCUGCAGAAUUUAUCUUCUUUGGGAACCCACAUGCUUGCAUGGCCUUGCUAAGGCAAGGCUUAGUGUGUCAUGCAAGCCAAUGUUCUACACUUGCAGUGAGCAGUAAGCACCCAAGUGUUCAAUGGAAUUUCCUCCAGAAACUACAUAGGAUUGCAGUCAUUCUGAGCCUCAAAAAUAGGUAUUAUGCUAUGUACUCUUGUGUGUUCUUAUCUCUAUAUGUCUAUCUGUCUAUCUGUCUAUCUGUCUAUCUGUCUAUCUGUCUAUCUGUCUAUCUAUCUAUCUAUCUAUCUAUCUAUCUAUCUAUCUAUCUAUCUAUCUAUCUAUCAUCUAUCUAUCUAUCUAUCUAUCUGGAGGAGGGCAAAUGUUGUCCCUAUUUUCAAAAAGGGGAAAAGAGAGGACCCAAACAAUUACCGCCCAGUCAGCCUGACAUCAAUACCAGGAAAGAUUCUAGAGCAGAUCAUUAAGCAAACAGUCUGUGAGCACCUAGAAAGGAACGCUGUGAUCACUAAAAGUCAGCAUGGGUUCCUGAAAAAUAAGUCAUGUCAGACUAAUCUGAUCUCAUUUUUUGACAGAAUUACAAGCCUGGUAGAUGAAGGGAACGCUGUGGAUGUAGCCUAUCUUGAUUUCAGCAAGGCCUUUGACAAGGUGCCCCAUGAUAUUCUUGUAAAGAAGCUGGUAAAAUGUGGGCUAGACAAUGCUACCAUUCAGUGGAUUUGUAACUGGCUUACUGACCGAACCCAAAGGGUGCUCAUCAAUGGCUCCUCCUCAUCCUGGAGAGUAGUGACUAGUGGGGUGCCACAGGGUUCUGUCUUGGGCCCAGUCUUGUUCAACAUCUUUAUCAAUGACUUGGAUGAUGGGCUUGAGGGCAUCCUGAGCAAGUUUGCAGAUGACACCAAAUUGGGAGGGGUGGCUAACACCCCAGAGGACAGGAUCACACUUCAGAAUGACCUUAACAGAUUAGACAACUGGGCCAAAGCAAACAAGAUGAAUUUUAACAAGGAGAAAUGUAAAGUACUACACUUGGGCCAAAAAAAUGAA
Molecule: messenger RNA, 20081 nt
Organism: Zootoca vivipara (common lizard)
Lineage: Eukaryota; Metazoa; Chordata; Lepidosauria; Squamata; Lacertidae
Gene: TDRD3
Product: tudor domain containing 3
Cellular component (GO): nucleus
Molecular function (GO): protein binding
Source: RefSeq, a predicted model, not a curated record